Molecule: messenger RNA, 342 nt
Organism: Pararge aegeria (speckled wood butterfly)
Lineage: Eukaryota; Metazoa; Arthropoda; Insecta; Lepidoptera; Nymphalidae
Exons: 1
Coding region: 10-342 (110 amino acids)
Source: RefSeq, a predicted model, not a curated record
GCCUUUGAGAUGUGGUGCUAUCGUAGAAUGCUCCGCAUUAGCUGGACACAGAAAGUUUCUAACGUGAGAGUACUCCAACGCGUCGCCAGAAGCCGGGAGUUACUGCUUAUCAUUAAGAAGCGUAAGGUCGAGUAUCUGGGCCACGUUCUGAGACAUGAGCGAUACCAGCUGCUCCGGCUCAUAAUGAUGGGCAAAGUAGAGGGCAAACGACGUGUUGGAAGGAGGAAGAAGUCGUGGUUGCGCAACAUCCGUGAAUGGACCAAUGUUGUAAGCGUGGAAGCAUUGUUUCGCUUGGCACAAGACCGCGAGAAGUUCGCUGAGCUGACGUCCAACCUCCAGUAG